Messenger RNA from Sinocyclocheilus rhinocerous, 1016 nucleotides. Its product is annotated as SH3 domain-binding protein 5-like. The transcript is spliced from 5 exons. The record is from RefSeq and is a predicted model, not a curated record. Gene Ontology annotation, biological process: intracellular signal transduction. Gene Ontology annotation, cellular component: cytoplasm. Gene Ontology annotation, molecular function: protein kinase inhibitor activity. Lineage: Eukaryota; Metazoa; Chordata; Actinopteri; Cypriniformes; Cyprinidae. Bases 67 to 693 code for a protein of 208 amino acids.
GGAAAUCAGCCGGAGGAGGUGACAGAUGAUAGCAGAGAAGCUGAUGGGGAAUCCGAGGAGACGGAGAUGGAGAGUAAAGACUCUGAGAGAACUAAAUGUCAAGAUGAAAACUCACUGCAUGGAAAACUGACGGAGGAGGAAUUAGAUCCUAGAAUCCAGGAGGAACUGGAGCGUCUGAAUGAGGCCAGUGAGGAGAUCAACAAGAUGGAACUGGAACUGCAAGAGGUUCGGUCCAGCCAUAGGAGGAUGAUGAGUGAAUCUGUGCUUAAACUCAAGACGAAAAGUUCAGAACUGGGGUCCUGCAUCGAGAAGGCCAGGCCUUACUAUGAGGCACGAAGAAAAGCAAAAGAGGCCCAGCAGGAGACCCAGACAGCAGCGCUCAGCUUUGAGAGAGCGGUGUCCAUGCACUUGGCUGCUCGAGAGAUGGUCCACGUGGCUGAACAGGGCCUCACUGCAGUCAAGACGCUGGAUCCAACCUGGCAAGAGAUGUUGAAUCAUGCUACCUCAAAGGUGAACGAGGCAGAGGAGGAGCGCAUGAAGAGUGAACGGGAGCACAUGCAUGCCACCCAGCUGUGUCAGGAGGCCGAAGCCCGCGUGCAGGAGCUGCAGAAGUCACUGAAGAGAGCCAUCGUCAAGUCCAAGUCUUACUUUGAGCUCAAGGCUAAGUUCAAUGACAUUCUAGAGGUAUGUUGAGCUGUUGUUACAUUUGCCUAGUGUUGGUGUAUGAAAAAUGGAUACUUGCUAAAAUUUAAGGAAUAGGUUAACCAAAAAUGAAAAUCCUGUCAUCAUUUACACACCCUCAAGUCGUUCCAAAAUCCAUGUCAUGUUCCAGCAAAGAUGUAUAAAGCAAAUCAUGUUCCAUAGAAUGAACAUGAAUGCGGACAGACAUUGCCGAGCUCUGAAAAUCAGGGUCCCUGCAGGUUCUUAAAAAGUAUUAAAUUCAGUUUGAUCGUUUUAAGUUUAAAUUUGAUUGUCUUAAAUGGUGUAAGAAAAUGUUAAUUAUCCUUUUAAAAGGU